AGUGCAGUUGCCUAGCAACAGAAGUUUCCUUGCGUCUGUUUUUUGUUUUUUGAAGAGCAAUUGGUUAUCGCUUUGGGUUUGUGGUCUCAAUACAUAUGCAAUUGAACAGUUUUUUCUUUCACUUUUCAUAAAUUUGUAGUGUACCUACCUCCUACUAUUUCAUUUCAAAAUUUUUGAAUGGUCAGUUUUCAUGCAAUUAUAGCAAUUGUACAUUCAUUUGGUAGGUUAGGCAAUAUUGAUAUAAGUCAUAUAACCAACUAUUGGUAGGCUGAAAGUUGAGUGAACGGCAGUGGGAGCCAACCGCCACCCGUCACCAUGCUGAGAAGCCUGCGGUGCCUGUGUCGUCCUCAGCCCACCAUCGGCCAUGUGCGCCCCAUGUCCCAGUACCCGCCUACGUUCCGGGAGCCAACUCUACCGCCAGAACAGACGGAGGAGACCCGUGAGCAGCUGACCUUUUCACCGAUCAAAGCCGCGCCCAGUGACCUGACCUCGUCGGCAUUUGAUCAUCCGGCCGUCAAAAAAUUCACCAACAUUAUCAUGAAGGGAGGGGACAAGAACCUGGCGCAGAUCCUGAUGGCAAAG
Amphibalanus amphitrite is the source of this 582-nucleotide messenger RNA. Its product is annotated as 28S ribosomal protein S7, mitochondrial-like. NCBI's taxonomy places the organism in Eukaryota, Metazoa, Arthropoda, Thecostraca, Balanomorpha, Balanidae. The annotation marks the transcript as partial. The transcript has 4 exons. The record is from RefSeq and is a predicted model, not a curated record.